AUGAUCGGACCGGAGAGCCUGAAAGGAUUAUUAUCGUCGUUGAAGGAAAGUAUUGCUAGCGCUGCUGAAACAGUCAAAGAGAAAGCCGUCGAUGCGGUCGAUAUUGUAACUGGUGGUGACUCAUCGCCAUUUAAGAAUCAAGCAGGACAUUCAGCGACUCAGCGUGCAAGUUCAUUGGAAGGUCAGAUAACAACAGGUGAUAAGAAGCACGAACAGAUUGUUAUUCACCUACGAGGUGGAGAAAUACCGGAAACCAAGGAAGAGGAUAUCAGAAAUCGUGGUGCUGCUGGGUAUAAAUACAAUGCCAAUGGUGGUUUCACAGGUGGUGGUACCACGAAUCCGCAGACUUAUGCAACGCAGGCAGAGUCAUCAUCUGAAGGUUUUCAUGAACCACGUAUCGGUGAUUUUAAUGCUUAUGGAGGAGUUAACAUCUAUACUGAACAAGGCGAAGCAACUCGUGGAGCCAAAUUCGAUGAUGUUGUCACACGCGACUCUGGCCUGUUGGAUCUUGGUACCAGAACACACAAAGAAGAAGAACAUGGCGGCGUUAAUCCUGAGGAAGAUUUACGCCCUGUCGGCAAGCAACGCUACAUCAAAGAGAUGCAGCAGCACCCGCUUGGUACUGGUGAUCGUGGAAUGGGUAUGCGAGGUACUGGGUUAGAAUGUCGAGGCAAUGAAGCGGACAAAUUAAGUAGCGAAGCGCUUGCGGAGGCUGCAAAAACAGAAGCCCCAGAUACCAAUAAAACAGAAAAAGCAGAGACAGUCAAAACGGGUAUGUUUGGUGGGACAUUCCCCUAUGUACCACGUCCAUACGUGCGUAAAUUCGAGGAUGCUGAGCACCAUAGUACCGGUGACAACAUCUUCGGCGAAAGAAUCAAAGAAACCGACCAGUUCUACAGUAACAAACUUGGCAAAUUGGAUCGAGAGCGGAUGGCAGGAGGAGGCGGUGAUACGAGCGGUGUCCGACAAGGUGCCGAUUUCAUGCCUGUUCGUUUCGAUGAGCAAGAUAAAAUUUCAAGGGAUGCAAUACACCGUGGUAAGGAUGAAACCAAUGAAAAGUUUCAGGAAGCCGCUUAUGAAGCGAGAGAUAAAGCGGAUGAGAAAUGGGAUCAGGUCGUUGAAAAAGCAGACGAAUUGAAAGAUAGAACUGUUGAUACAGCUGCGCAGAUGAGAGAUCUAGCUGCACGGAAAGCUGGCGGGGCGGCCGAAAAAGCCGAAGAAAUCAAGGAAGCCGCAACAGAAAAAGCAAAACAGGCAGUCGAUGCAACAGCGCGUGGGCUUGGAACUGCAGCAGGAACCGUAGCUGGAACUGCCGGAGCAGCCGCAGAUACAGCUCGAAGCGCGGGACAGUCGGUAGCUGGAAAAGCAGGCGAGCUAAAAGACACAACAGUCGAUACCGCUGUGCACAUGAAGGAUGCGACAGCACAGAAGGCUAGCGAUGUGGCAGAAAAAGUCCGAGAAGUCAAGGAUGCCACGGCGGAAAAGACGAAACAGGCAGCCGAUGCAACGGCUCGCGGCGUUGGAGCUGCGGCCGGAACCGUUGCCGGAGUCGCUAGCGCAGCGGCGGAUACAGCUCGAAACGCAGGACGAGCUGCGGUUGAUAAAGCAGGUGAGUGGAAGGACACUACUGUUGAUACAACUGUGCAGAUGAAGGAUGCAGCAGCACGGAAAGCUAGCGACGUGGCGGAGAAAGCCGGCGAAAUCAAGGACGCCACAGUGGAAAAAACCGGUGAAAUCAGGGACGCAGCAGGGGAAAAGGCGAAACAGGCAGUCGAUGCAACGGCGCGCGGCGUUGGAACUGCAGCCGGAACCGUUGCCGGAGUCGCUAGCGCAGCGGCGGAUACAGCUCGAAACGCAGGACGAGCUGCGGUUGAUAAAGCAGGUGAGUGGAAGGACACUACUGUUGAUACAACUGUGCAGAUGAAGGAUGCAGCAGCACGGAAAGCUAGCGACGUGGCGGAGAAAGCCGGCGAAAUCAAGGACGCCACAGUGGAAAAAACCGGUGAAAUCAGGGACGCAGCAGGGGAAAAGGCGAAACAGGCAGUCGAUGCAACGGCGCGCGGCGUUGGAACUGCAGCCGGAACCGUCGCUGGAGCUGCUAACGUAGCGGCGGACACAGCUCGAAGCGCAGGACAAUCGGUGGCUGUUAAAGCAGGCGAACUGAAAGAUACUACUCUGGAUACCGCUGUGCAGAUGAAGGAUGCAGCAGCGCAGAAAGCCAGCGAUGUGGCGGAGAAAGCCGGCGAAAUCAAAGACGCCGCGGCGGAAAAAGCGAAACACGCGGUCGAUGCAACGGCGCGAGGCGUUGGAACUGCAGCCGGAACCGUCGCUGGAACGGCUGGUUCAGCGGUGGAUACGAUUUGGAAUGUAGGACAAGCAGCUGCUGGAAAAGUGGUGGAGUUGAAGGACGCGACGAUUGAUACUGCAGUGGAGAUGAAGGAUGCUGCAGCACAGAAGGCAAGCGGUGCGGCGCAGCGAAUUGGCGAAAUGAAAGAUGCAGCAGCGGACAGCGUCAGCUCAGCGGCUUCGCGAACUGCCGAAAAAGCUGGAGAGUUGAAAAGUGCCGCUGAAGACAAAGCGAGUUAUGCCGCACAUGCGACAGCGGAGGGAGCCGCAACUGCGGCCGGAGUGGUGGUCGGCGUCGCUGGUGCAGCGGUUGAUGCGGUAAAAGAUGCCGGCAGUGCAGCUGCGAAUAAGGCAACAGAUGUUGCGGCAAGAGCAGCUGAUCGGGCUGGAGAAAUGAAGGAUUCGGCGAUCGGUGGCAUUAGUUCGGCAGUACAUCGGACGACAGAUAAAAUGGAUGAGGUGAAAAAUGCGGCAGUAGAUAGCGUCACUGGAGCUAAAGAGGCAGCUGUGCGCCGAGCAAGUGAAGCUGGUGAGAAGCUGGUCGAAAUGAAGGAUUCCGCUGCGAAUAUGGUAGUGGAUGCAAAAGAUUCUGCAAUGGAAAAAAUGGCGGGUUUGAAGAAUGUUGCUGCUGAUGAAGCCCAUCGCAAGAAGCACAGCGUUGAAGACCAACUGAAACAAAAAGUAUCGGACGCGGCUGAUAAAGCACGUGAAGUAAAAGAUUCUGCGUCUGAAAAAAUGACUGAAAUGAAGGAUUUGGCGGCCGAAAAGAUACACGAAGGUACUGGAAGGGUGUACGAUUUGAAAGACACAACAUCCGGUACGGCUCACAAUGUGAUUGGAAGAGGAAUCUUGACAACUCCACCCUCUUAUGAUAACAAGGCAUUCGAUUUCCCAGAUGCUGAUUUAUACGAAAAACAAAUUGGCGAUGGAAGUCUUCGUGGACAAGGAACUGAGCAACCACAUUAUGCAGAUAUUCGAGGAGCAGCAGCAAAUAAGUGGAAUCAGCAGGCUGAACGGGGUCAGGAAUCUGGAAGCUAUCGACCUCCCUACAGUUACGGCUACAUCCACUUGGCACAGGAUGGCGCUGGUUUUGAUCCAAAAACACCCACGAAUUUAUCACUUUUAAUGAAUCAUCCCAGUGCUAAUGAUUGCCCCCGUUUCUGGCUUACUGCCGUAUCCCGGCUUCAUCCAACCGCUCAUUUACGAUUAUGCAUGAAGUCGAGUACUAAUAUUAAUAAUGGUACUGGCAGUUGCUGGAGUACUGGCGUAGAUGAGUCAGAAACUGAAGAUCAGGAAGGGAGAGUGCAGAAUCCUGCAAAUCCGGAAACCGGAUCAAAGUUAACUCAGUGUCUGAAUUUACUUGACCUUUUUGUUGCUGAAUUGAAGGAAAAAAUGAAGUUCGCUACAGACACUUUUGGUGGCGAAGUUAGUGAUGGCAGUGAACUGAAAGCCAUCUGUGCUUUUGAAACUCAAGGAAGUGAGAUUCCUAAAAGAACUGAGGAAUACCAUCCAAAUUCGAAAAGUGAAAGAACGAAAGCAGUAUCGCAGUCAUGCGGUUAUCCACUGCUCCACAGCCGUCCGAGCAUUGAUUUAGCAGCAGACGUACACGAAGCAGAGACUCUAUCAAGGUUGAGAGAGCGCGAAAAUGCCGAGCGCGCUGAAGAUUUUUCUCUCGGUGAUGGCUAUAGCUCACCGCAGCUGAUUACUAAUGCUGCCAAAAAUCCAACGCAUCAUCUGAAAGAAAGUGUUAAGGAUUCAACUUCGGAGAUGCCCGAAGCUACCGGGCAAGACCAUGUUGCUGGUAAGGUGGCUGAGGAGUGGAAAAGUGGUGCUGUGCAUAUAGCUGAAGAAGCCAAAGACAAAGCUCUGCAGCUAAAAGAUGCAGCUUCUAGCAAGGUGAAACAGCUGAAGCGUGCCUCGGCUGAAGAAAAGGGCCAUGAAGUGGAAGGCGAAACUCGAGAUAUUUACGAACCGGGUGCGGAAAGCUUACAAAAUGAACGACGAGCAUCAGAUGGUCAGGGCUACAUUGCUUCACUUAUAACGGCGACAAAAGAUACCGUAGUGGACGCCGCGUCAGCGAUUAAGGAUAAAGCUGCCGAAGCUUAUUAUUCGGUAACAGAACCUGCGGCAGAUAAAAAACAUGAAGACAUCGCCGCGACUAUGCCUAGUGUCGAAACUAAAGGGAAUGUGGAUGCAUCUGGCCGAGGUGAAACAACAAUGAGCACGGAUGAUAAAACGAGCGCAAAAAUUUACCGCGUAGCCUAUCAAGAUUCGGCACCGGAUGGUUCGUGGACUUCUUCGACCGAGCAUUUCGAAGCAGUACUGCCCGAGUCGAGAGGUGAGUUGGGCAACCGAUCGUCAACGCCGAAUCGGUCGCAACAUGAUAUGAGUAGCUGUGCUAAGGAUCAUGCAGAUUCACUGGAAGAAAUGGAUUCCAUGUAUUCGAUGUUGUACAUCGCUUUUCCAUUGUCGCAGUUUUAUGUGACAUCAGUGUACAGUGUACUAGGUGAAAAGGAACGGGAGCAUGGUACGGGAUUUCGGAUGAAUUCUAGUAGCCACACAUGUGACAGUGGGAAUUUUCGAAGGCACAGCAACAGUCUCGCAACUUCUGGAAAAGAAAAUGUCGAUGUGUACGAUAGACAACAGCUGGAGUUGGGCUGUCCAACAGAGGAGAGUGACGUACCCUGUACUGCUGAGCGUGAAGUCGCAGUUCAGUACCACAGUGGGUUCCAAACUGAAACUGAUGAUAUACUCGGAGCUGGAAUUUCGACAUAUCCUUUGCGGCGAAAGAACGAACAAGAAAGAAGGAUAACACCUGAUGAGAAUGGACCAGCAGACGAAGCAGCUUCGAUCAAAGUUACCAUUGGAAUGGAUGCCAGAUUAGCUAAUGGUGCAAAGCAGCGCCACGAUGAAACAUUAGCUGACCGGAUUGGUAAAGUUAUCAGAUUACUUGGCGAAGGUGGUUUUGGAGCCGUUUUUCAAGUACAGUCAUCAAAAAAUAACGAAAUGUACGCAGCGAAAUUGGAAUCUUAUAGUCAUCCAAGAAAAGUACUGAUUUUGAAAUUAAUUACCGAGAUGCCAAGAUCCUUGGACAGUCAGCGUAAGGGCUGCGCAUUAGAGAUGCUAGAUGUUCACUGA
Molecule: messenger RNA, 5484 nt
Organism: Gongylonema pulchrum
Lineage: Eukaryota; Metazoa; Nematoda; Chromadorea; Rhabditida; Gongylonematidae
Source: the annotation of a GenBank genome assembly